UCCAUUAGUGUUUCCCUAACGGGAGCAGCAUGGCUGAAGGAGGAGCUGCUCUCUGACCUUCAGUGAGACUAUAAGAGCGCAGAAGAGACAGACAGAUUCAUUCUACAGACAGACGGAGAGAGAGACACACACACACCGCUCACAGACCACAAACACAGGGAAGUGCAGACAUGAACGCUGCUCCUCCUGCAGGAAGUGCUCUGGCGACGCCCGCCAGCACCGCCGGACCCACCACACCCAAGAAAGGGCCGCCCAAAUUCAAGCAGAGACAGACGCGCACCUUCAAGAGCAAGGCCCCCAAACCUGGCCAGAAAGGAUUCGGCGAUGAUAUUCCUGGUAUGGAGGGUCUCGGCACAGAUAUCACUGUGGUGUGCCCAUGGGAGGCAUUCGGAGACAUGGAGCUCAGCGAUCUGGCCAAAUACGGCAUUAUCUAAACCCCGCCUCCUCAACAUCACCGCCUUCAGCCCCGCCCCUCGCUUCCAGUGGCCCCACCCCUUUUGCUCAAUGUUGUCGUGUGGUUAUGAUGUGUGAUGAUAAAGGAUUGAUUUAACAGAUGGACAUUGUCAUUAUUGAUAUUAUUAUUAUUAUUAUUAUUAUAUAAUAUUUUGUAUUUUGUAUAUGUUGCAAUAAGACGACAACUUAUCCCCUCCCACACCCCAGCUGUCAAUCAACAUCCUGAAAAAUAGUCAUCAGGGUUAAGAUAUGCCCCUAGCUGUGACUCCGUCCAUAACUCUGCUAUAUUACAGAAGGCGUGUUCCCUGAUGACAUCACUUCCUCUGUCUUAUAGAACCUGUCCCAUAAACACAUUUAUAUUAUUAAAUGUGUCAUGUUUGAUUACCGGAGUAGAAAUCCUAUUAAACUUUCUAUUUUCAGAAA
Messenger RNA from Carassius carassius (crucian carp), 876 nucleotides. RefSeq names its product phosphodiesterase 6H, cGMP-specific, cone, gamma, paralog b (gene pde6hb). Gene Ontology annotation, biological process: positive regulation of G protein-coupled receptor signaling pathway; visual perception; positive regulation of epidermal growth factor receptor signaling pathway. The record is from RefSeq and is a predicted model, not a curated record. Bases 171 to 434 code for a protein of 87 amino acids. NCBI's taxonomy places the organism in Eukaryota, Metazoa, Chordata, Actinopteri, Cypriniformes, Cyprinidae. Gene Ontology annotation, molecular function: cGMP binding; 3',5'-cyclic-nucleotide phosphodiesterase activity. Gene Ontology annotation, cellular component: photoreceptor outer segment membrane. The transcript has 4 exons.